Bactrocera tryoni is the source of this 1290-nucleotide messenger RNA. Its product is annotated as ADP-ribosylation factor-like protein 4A. Bases 554 to 943 code for a protein of 129 amino acids. Gene Ontology annotation, cellular component: cytoplasm. The transcript is spliced from 6 exons. Gene Ontology annotation, biological process: vesicle-mediated transport; intracellular protein transport. The record is from RefSeq and is a predicted model, not a curated record. Lineage: Eukaryota; Metazoa; Arthropoda; Insecta; Diptera; Tephritidae. Gene Ontology annotation, molecular function: GTPase activity; GTP binding.
UUUACAUGGUUCUCCAAGCCGUACCGGACGGCACUAUUGAUGACACAAUCAGUAAAUUAAUCACUGUGAUGCGGUAACAAAUCAACAAUUUAAUCACGGACAAAGUUUGAAAAACAAACGUUGGUGACAACAAAUUUGAUAAAAGUGCAGACAGAAAUCCUUAAUGUUAAUAUUAUUGUGGAGUGGAGUGACGGAAAACAAAACCAAAAAAAUAUUACACCUUUAAAAGUGAGGUGGCAAAAUUGUGGUGCGCAAAUUGAAACACAUGAUAUAUUCAAUAUAGGCAGUGAAACAAAAUUCAUACAAAAAGCAACCAGGAAAUCACAACAAAAAUAACAGCAGCAAAAGGACUGGGAGAAAGAAGCACAGGCACACGCACAUUCAGAUAAAUAUGUACAAACCACAUAAACUCAUAUUAUCCCCAAAAGCUCCUGGCGGAAAUCAAAGUAUAAAAUGGAACCUUGGAAUAUAAUAAAUUUGUUUCCUGCUCAAAUUGAAUGAAACAGUAAUAUACAAGGAAGCCACAUUUACAUACCGUGUAUAUUUCUCUGAAAUGGGGGGAGCUAUGGGGAAAAACGGGGUCAACUUUUUGGAUGCUCUACCUUCACAGGGUACAUUACACAUUGUUAUGCUUGGUCUUGAUUCAGCUGGGAAAACGACGGCUCUGUAUAGAUUGAAAUUCGAUCAAUAUUUAAAUACAGUACCUACAAUUGGAUUCAAUUGCGAAAAGGUGCAAGGUAUACUUGGUAGAGCAAAAGGAAUACAAUUUCUUGUGUGGGACGUUGGUGGACAGGAGAAGCUUCGACCUCUUUGGCGAAGUUAUACACGUUCAAAAUACUGUCAUCUUUUCGAUCAUUUGACUUCCAUCUUUGCAGCAAUUCUUCAUGGGCGAAUUCAUAUUUUCCUUAAAAAACCCAAUUUUCAAAAAAGCGAGCAAAAAUGAGCAAAUAAUUUGUAUAACACAUUUAAGAAGACAUAAUCACAAUACGUUUGGAACAGGUUUUGAGCAGAAGGCAGCGGGAGCCAAGAAGUUCUACUUCACGGAACACAAAUAUUUGUUAAUUUAUAUGGAAGUAUGAAUAUGGAAGAAUGAAUACACAAUAGGCAAAUAUACACACAUUUUCUUUUUACAAUAUGCAUUUACAUAGUACCUUGUCGAUUGAUUUCCAUGAUUUAAAAAUAAAGUUUUUGGUUCACUUAAAAUUUCACAGCCGAUUUACUUGAAAGCUUUAAAUUGCAUGUAUCAAAACAUUAACAAGCAGUCACAAUCAGCUGAUUUUGAAAGCGCGC